AAGGAACUCUGGCUAGACUCACUCCUCGGGCAAACAAAAGGGCCCAAGGAAACCAGAGUGACCAGAGUUCCCUCGAUCAAACUCCUAAUGAAAGUGUUAAGCAGCUGUAAUACUUCAAAGACACUAAAUGCUGGGAACAUGGAGAGUUUGAUCGAGUGCCAGUCAGAGGCCGAGGCCAAUCAAUGCCCCCUCUUGGUUCCAUCAGAAAUUGAAGAGGGACUUUGUCGCUUGACAGCAGAUGGAAAUAAGAAAAGAAAGAAGGUAAUAUCAUGGCCAUUUGCUCUGCGACGAACCUCUACCAAUGGAGACUGCCCAGGGCAGCUAGAUUCUGGCCUCAAGAUCCCUCUCUUUGGCCAGCCUCUGGCAAUUAUUUGUGAGGACAAUGAAAGACUGCCCCAACCAAUCCAGGAUCUCCUAGCUAUCUUGUAUAGGGCAGGCCCUUCCACCGAGGGGAUCUUCAGAAAAGCUGCCAAUGAGAAGGCCCGCAAGGAGCUGAAGGAGGACCUAAACAAAGGCAUACAUGUUGAUCUGGAGGGCAAAUCAGUGCACCUGUUGGCUGUGGUCUUGAAGGACUUCCUCCGAAAUAUCCCUUCCAAACUCCUGUCGGCCGAUCUGUACGAGAGGUGGAUCCUAGCUCUGGAGAAGCCAGCCAAGCAGGAAAAAAUUGAAGGCUUGAAAGAGGUGGCUGACAAACUACCCAGGCCAAAUCUUCUCUUGCUCAAGCAUUUGCUUGCUCUGCUCCACCGCAUUAGCCAAAGUGCUCAGACCAACAGGAUGGACUCCAGUAACCUUGCAAUCUGUAUUGGGCCAAACAUGCUGAGCCCAGAUACAAGCAACAUGCUCCCGCUGGAAGUGCAAAAAGAGAUGAAUGACAAGGUAUGUUGA
This is a messenger RNA of Tinamus guttatus (white-throated tinamou), 885 nucleotides long. It is a transcript of the gene TAGAP, whose product is annotated as T cell activation RhoGTPase activating protein. The record is from RefSeq and is a predicted model, not a curated record. Gene Ontology annotation, molecular function: GTPase activator activity. Lineage: Eukaryota; Metazoa; Chordata; Aves; Tinamiformes; Tinamidae. Gene Ontology annotation, biological process: signal transduction; regulation of Rho protein signal transduction.